CGGAGCCGUCGCCAAUCGCCGGGCGGGGGCGGGGCGGGCUCUCUCCGUCACGUGGCGCGAAGCUUCCUUUCUCUGUGCGCCCCUCUUUCCUUCAUCGGCCGCCAUCUUGUGCGCACCGCGUGUCGGGCCGCCGAGGGGCCGCCGGGCUCAGACGCAACACUAUGAAUCAAGAAAAAUUAGCCAAGCUUCAAGCUCAGGUCCGAAUAGGAGGAAAGGGAACAGCUCGCAGAAAGAAGAAGGUGGUGCACAGAACGGCAACAGCUGAUGACAAAAAACUUCAGAGCUCCCUCAAAAAACUGGCAGUAAAUAACAUUGCUGGCAUUGAAGAGGUGAACAUGAUAAAAGAUGAUGGAACAGUUAUUCACUUCAACAACCCCAAGGUUCAGGCAUCCCUGUCUGCCAACACUUUUGCAAUUACUGGUCAUGCAGAGGCUAAACCGAUCACAGAAAUGCUUCCAGGCAUCUUAAGCCAGCUUGGUGCUGACAGCUUAACAAGUCUCAGGAAGUUAGCUGAGCAAUUCCCAAGACAAGUGUUGGACAGUAAAGCACCAAAAUCUGAAGAUAUUGAUGAAGAAGAUGAUGAUGUCCCAGAUCUCGUAGAAAAUUUUGAUGAAGCAUCAAAGAAUGAAGCUAACUAAAUCAUUAAUAGUUCUGGAAGCUGGCAUGGACUAGAUUUAAGAAAUCAGCUAUGUGGUUCCAAAGUUUUAAAGAAACAGAGAACAUCAUCUGUUAAUAGUUCAGUAAUAUAAAUAUUUUGUAUUUUUAUGAUGCUGUUUGUUCAGCAUUUUCUGUCAGUUGAUUUUGCAUUUUGCACUUACUCCCAAGAUCUACUCUUUUGGUCAAAAUGAAACGUCAGUGCAGUUUGAGGGGUGUGUGCAUGUGCGUGUGUGUAUGUGUGUGGGUGUACAUAUAGUGGAGAACAAAUUGGAGAACGCUUAUUUAACCUUUUCCCCUUUUAUUUUGGAAGUAGAAAUAAAAUGAAUCUUCAGCAUUGUUACUUUUGAUUAUCACAGAAUAGUGCACAGAAGGCAGUGAAGAUAAGUUCUGUCUGCAUUUUGUGACCUGAAGGCGUUACACCAUUAAAAUUGGAGUUUAAUUUGCUCUAACUAUUGUACUUUCAGAUGUUUCUCAUCCAUGUUGAAAUGCACAUGGUAUUUGUUACCAACCGUAUGUUGAUCCCAGAUGAUACUUUAGACGAGCUAUUUUACCAGCUUGUUUGGUACAGAAAUUUUUUUAAAAAGAAAACUCAGUCCCAGAAAAGUGUGACUUUUUUUUUUCUCAACUUUGUUUGACUCCUUCCACACAGACUUAGCUGUAUGUUCUCCUGUUGAUUGUGUAGAGUAUAUCAUGUCAAAAGGAAAACAGAUCCCUUAGUUUUCUACCAUCAGGUCACUUACAAAACUUGGAGGUCUAGUUGGUAAUAGUCCAGUGAACCAGUUUUGCACGGUAACAGAUUUUUGCUUGAAUAACUUCAAGCUGUUCUCUUGGCAUGACUGCAUUUACAAGCAGCUGAUGAUCCACUGUCACUAGAAAUUAAAUGCACCAUGUGAGCAAAGCUUAAGGUGGGAGGAAAGAGUUGUUGACAUUUUGCCUUGCCUCCUGCUGGGCAGUUUGUGCAAUGACUAGCUCUAAAGGGAUUUUUUUUUUGCCUGUAUUUUACCUUUGCCUAUAACCUACCUCUAGGUUCGGUGUCAUCUAUGUAGUAGCUUACUAAAAAACCCACAAAUGUUCCUCAAGCAUAAAGAGGACAUUGGGAGGUACCAUUGGUACAGUGCAGUAUUUAUGACCUUUAAAAUGCUUAAUGUGAACCUGUUUUCUCAGAGGCUCUUUCAAGGUUCUUGAUGUAAUGAGCAUUACAGUGUAGUUAGACAUCAUUGUAACCUGUGUCAAGGGCAGCUGUGGCUUAAAGCCAUUUUUUUCCUUCUACAUCUGUCACUUAACUAUGGCUUAAUUGGGACAUAUCAGCUUUUUAGGUAGGUUCAUAGGCUAAAAAACUGUAAGAGUACAAGCUAAACAAUACAUGAGUCCUGGUGACGACAUCAGAAAACCAUGAAAGCAGAGCUGUAGUGGUUUGUCAUCUGAACUCCUCAAUUUAUUUUAUAGGUCUUUGUUAAUUUCAUUGUUAUUUUAUAUACUGUGUGGAUCUUGCUACAGAAUAAAAUAGCAGUACAAAAGAGGAAACGUCCCCUCUUGUAUGUUGUUUCAUCCUCCCACCAGUAGUAGCUGAGGAACAACUGGUAGAUGCAGCUGCUGUUCUAAACAGUAGGGCCUCCUUGCUGACAGCUCCUGACAAAGAUACAUACAGGUUUAGGGAAGAUCCUGUUAGAGCUUUAGGAUUUCACACUCCCAUAUAUCCACUCUCCUAUUUUUCUCUGCAGUGUUGAAUGGAACUUUGUUCUGUUGUAUGGCUGACCUUGAAUCGGCUGCAGAUUCUUCAGUUUAUAAGGAAGAGAUUUCUUCAUUAACGUGUGCGCAGGCACACUGAAUUGCCUUUUGCUUCCUUUGCAAGCUCAAAGAGCAAAUGAAGGAUACUAGGAAACAGGUAUUUGCAGUGUUCUGUCAUUUGCUUAAGGGGCACGAGUGAAGAGCACUUCCAAGUAGCAACUGUAAUGAGUUUGUGGUAUGGGUUGUCCCCUCUCUCCCAAAUACUAAUCAGAUAAUGAAAAAUCAUGCUUGUUGGUUUCUGGUGUAGGAAGUAUGUUGAAAGUAACUUUGUGAGAGAUUAAGAGUAAGCAUUGGAUUUGGUAAACUUCUGUGUAGUUGAACUUCCUGAUUCUUACAAAAUAUUCAUUUAACCUUUGCUCUUGGUCGUCAUGAGAAUUUACAUGUUAAACUGUCAUUCUUUCAUAUGUUUGACAAGCAGUAAACUAACUAAAUAUGCUAGCUUAUGUAGUUACGUUAUCUUCAGUUUUUCACUGUAUCUGAAAACAGUCAACCACUUAUGAUUUGCUGCUGGAAAUACUAGAGCUUAUCAAUCAUUAAACUGAUUUUAAUUAAAAGUAACCCAUCAAGCCUCUUGUGGGAAAAGCUAUUUUUCUUCAUAUUUGUUUGUGGUAAACUCAGUGUUUGUACAUGCUGAUGGAAAUGCAGAGUAAUGAAGUGUAGUGAUGGGGGAGUGUUGCUACGGUAAAAACUCCCCACAGUAAGGUGGACAGGUGGUGCAUUAAAAUGUUCUUUGCUUCACUUCUGUAGUGAACUUGCUCACUACUUAAAUGCUGUUGACAUUAAAGAUGCUGACAAAGUUACUGACAUUGAUAAGGUUACUGACAUACUAAAGAUCUUGGCAAUAAUUUGGAAAUAGUAUUGGAAAGCAGAGUCUAGGUUGAAACUUCUCUUGGACUAUGUGAGAAAGCUGAAUUACAGAAGACUGAAAGAAUCAAGAACUUGGCAAGCUUUUAAGACUGCAAACACUGGUGUUCUACUGUAACUGCCGCUAGAUCUGUGUAUUUCCCUAGUUUAUGAAGAGGAAAUCUGGGACUGACUGGACUCAGGCAGAAGAGCAAGUCUGCAGAACACUUGUGCAUUUGCUCUCUGAAAAGAUGUGUGUGGAUGUUCAAUACAGUAGAACAAUUCAGUCAGUGGGGCUGGAGACUUGGUACUGAGUGCUGGGAAUCCUCAUGUAGUGCUUGGUGACAGAAUGAGUUUGCAGAAAAGCAGUGGUAGGGUGGAAGAAGAUAACAAUGCUUGAUAUACUACAGACUGGAGAAAUAGGGUUCAAGUAUAUUUUUCUUCAACUUCUGAAAACUUCUUAGACUUUAAGUUGUCUAGGAUUAAUUGAAGAGUGCAUAGAAAUGGUAAGGAUGAAAUUAGGACUGUUACUGAAAUAUGUUAAUUCACUGCUAUUUGUCAACUUUCCAUGGGAACUAGGAGUUCAUGAAAUCCCUUCUGCCACCAUCUUCACAAAUAAUGUCUUGGAUUCAAUAUGUACCAAGUGGGCACUGGUGGUUUUAAUAGUGAUUUGUUUACUGAGCAGUGUAUUGAUUGACCAGUGUAUUGCUUUUUACAGGAAAGAACCAAGGCAGUUACAAAGCAGCAUGGUAAACCUGUGCUUUAUGUGAAUGUUGAAUUCAUGCCUCUACUAAAGAGUCUCCCAGUGAGGAAUUCUCCUGUUUUUUCCCUGCAAUCAGCCCAUGCUGCUCCAGAUGGUAGGGACACAUGCAGGGGCUUAACAGGCCGUGCACUGUAAGUGAACUUGGGUGAUAGAAUUCUUACACUGGCCCUUAAGAUGAGCAUCAUUUUAUUAUUUGAAAACCAUAGUGUUUUGUUCAGCAAAGUGGCCAGAUUAUUCUGGAGAUCAAGAUUACACUGAUUGAAUGAUCCAUGUUUUAUAAUUGAGCAAAUGAAGUGAUGCGGAAACAGAAGCACAUCAUAACAGCCAUAGCAGCGUUAUGGAAGUGGUUGCAGAAGUACAGGGAAUGGGUUAUUCACAUUCAACUAUUUGCGUUCCCAUCAAGUAAAUUUUUUUCACUUUUUUUCCCCCCUUUUCAAAGACCAGUUUGCAGACACUGAAGAACUUCAUGGAUUUAUUCAGAAACAUGGGGGCUGCAGUGCCAGACAAGAAUUCAGUUAGCCAAGCAGAGCAAGUGAAGAGACUAAAGUCGGUCUUGCUGGUAUGUUUGGGUGGAAGCAUGGGUUCACAUCUAGAGCAGGGUUAUUGGGAACUGGGCUCUUAUUUUGGACUCUGGCACUGUAUAUUUGGCAAGAAGAAACAAACUCAGACAUCUUACAGUGCCUUGGUUUGCCUUCAUUUUGGGAGCACCGCUCUUCCUCAUACAAGUAUGUAGUAUGUAAAUUAAUAUAAAAUGGAGAUGGCUCUUCAGAAAAGAGCUAUGUGUAUACAGAUGUUACAAAAAGCUACUUCUACAUGGUAAACAUACUGUUUGUGGGGUUGUCAGUCCUAUUAAGUACCCUCUCACUAAACAACAGACCCACAGCUUGCUCAGGCACAAUUUUCUCUUUGCAAGCUGGUAUCUUCCAGGUUCUCAGAUAUUAGUGCUUCCUUGAACUCCCCAUUGUGGAUGAAUUUAAUAGCUGCUAAAUUUGUUGCAUCCUUGGAGUAAAAAGAGAUUACCUGCUCAUCUGAGGUUUUUGAAGAUGUUCAAUAAUUUUGAUAAGGUAUCAACAAAGGUAAAAGUUUAAAGAAAAAAAUGAGAAAAAAAAGGCCUUUGACUUUUCAGUGUAUGUCUAGCUAAAUAGGAGUUAGGUGACCUCUCACCCUUUCUUGCAACAUGCUUGCAGCAGCUAUAGUAACUGCUUAUUGUCAAAGAAGUAAUAUUAGAAAGUAUUUGAUGUAUUUUUAGAUGGUCUGAUGCAACUUAACAAAGAAGAGCCAGUGCCAUGUGACCAGCUUUCUCCAGAAACUGGGAAAUGUUGCACAAACUACAUUUUCAGGAAAUCAGAUCUGACUUUGAGGCCAUGUGAAGUUGGAAAUUUCCAAGCGAUGCAAAUUAUUGCCAGACAUAGGUAAGUGAAGGCUUAAAAUCUCAGCAGAUUGUCAGCACCUUUGUGCGCCAGGACUAAAGUUUCAUGGAAGGCCUGAAAGACCAGGCUUCCAAACAAGCAAGAGAGGCAGCCCUUGCCUUGCUUUACUUUCUCAAGCGCCAGCAGUAGUAGGUGAUCUGAGAGGUCACUUAGAUCAGCUUGGCUGGUUGUAAAUGACUUUUUGGUUAGUUUUCAAUAUUUUUUUUAGCUCAGCUAACUGUUAAGGCUGACCACGCAUUUGUGCAUGGUAGUACGUGUGUGGUAGCACGUGCCAAAAGCUUGGUCAUUCCUCAUCCUGACAGCUUGCUUUGGUUGGUUUAGCCAGCUUGUGAAGCUCCAUCCUGCACCUGGGUGGCAGUGUUUGAGCCUGUGGUCUCCUGCAGGGAGCAGCUGCCUGCAGAGGAAGCUGUCUGUACAGGGUCUGCUUUGGUCAUCUGUCUUGCCACCUGAUACAUGGCCAGCUUUAACUCUCUGUGAAAUGGUAACCUCACAUCUGCACUGAGUCCUUUUGUGUAGGCUUGGCAGAGACCAUCACACAAAUGGGCCUUGCACACUGAGCUAGCCUUUUUCCAUGCUGCUGCUGCUUGUUCUGCUUCUGAGGCUUCUCUUGGCGAGGCAGUAUUGGGGAGCUUGCUGCCAGGGUCAUACUGCAUUUGGGAAGAAGGGAAGGAUUUACCAUAUUGAUGCCUUGGGCAACCGAUCUGGUCAGAUUCCAUAACUUGCAGCUUAUUUUUAAACUUUUAAUUGUGAAACAGGAGGCUAGUACUGGCGAACUGGAGAUGUGUAGGCAGUGCCUGCAACAUGGGCUGAUAAGCUGAAUGCAGCACGUGGCUUCAGCAUGCUAUUACUGCAGCCAUCCUCUGACCCAGCCAUCCCCCUGCUCUGCAGCCACAGCACCCAAACUCAGCCUUCCCCUCGUGCCCAUUUUGCAUGACUCCUUACAAAGUGAAAAGUGAUUUUUCCGGGGCAAGCUGUUGGAGUUUCAAUUCAUGCUGCAGGUUCCUGUUCAUCGAAAACCUCAGACAGUAAAUAGCUUCCAAUGUGAACUUUCAGAAAGAAUUGCUAUCUCUGACGAGAUCUUGUUUCAAAAGGGGUUUCUAACACGUGGUCUUUAAUCAAAAAUAGCUGUAACUUGCUCACAGCAUUUUCACAGUCUCAAGGGAAUAAUGAUGCAACUAAAGUUUCUUCUCUGUUCAUUUUAAAGCAUUUGUUCUGUUUCUGGAGACUGAGUGACAGUUGUAAUUAGUAAUGGCUUGCAUUUUUGCAUGUUUCUGAAAGAAAACAAAUAGGGAUUAAAGUAAUUCUUACAAGGGAAGUAGCCCUUGUUAAAAGUCUUUGAGUCUCCCACAACCUGAUUUCCUCAUCUUGAGUGAAAGACCAGGAUUUCUCAGCAUCUGCUGCUGUACAUUUGAGUACUUGUCUUCUGUUUUGACACAAAAGAAAUGUCAGUUUUCUGAAAAAAUAGGGAAUGUAUUACAUAUUCUAACCUUUUCUGCGUCACUUUUCUCCCUGCCCUAUGGUUUCAGUGUUGUAAAUUAUUAACAUUGGAACACAGCAAUAUUAUAACCUUUAUCUUUUCUCCUGCCCUUUGAGUUGCAGAAUUGCUUUCAUUGGCAGUAUGCACUGAGAAAUCACAUUGGCCACUUCCAACUCUGAAAUUGUAGUAGUUUAUCCCAUUACAUGGUGAUUUUUCCAGCUCGGUUCUCCUGAAAACCUUGAAAUGGAUUUUCCAUUAAAAAAUAUUCCAUCUGUUCUUUUCUUUUAAAGCCUACAAGUCAAAUUUGAAGGGAUAAUCUAGCUAUUGUUUCUAGUAGUAUAUGUUCUACUGAUUAUGUUCUUAAAUUAUAGAAGAAUUUUUUAUAGCGCAGGCCUGGUCACUCAGAACUUGUGACUUCUGUGAGCAGGAUUGCUUGUUCUGUGGCAACAAGCAGAGAGGUAUGUCAUUGACAUCUUAACUGGCAGAAACUUUCCUGUGCACACUCUCUUUCUCGUUGUAAUCUGCAAAAUAGUCUGAAUUUGCAGUAAACUGCAAUAAGGCUUAGAUGUCUUACACCAGCGUUUUCUCAAUGGCUCACAAUCAUGUCAUCAAGAAUGUACAUAUCAAGUACAUCUUCCUUUGAAACUGCUUUGUCGUCUUCCUCUCGCUGUGGUUGCUGUGAGUAUUGCCUGAGAAGCAGCGGUUGAAUUUGGGCUGCCUGACAUCACAGGAUGUGUUAAAACUUUCAAACUGCUUGGGCCUUCUUAGUUCUUAAUUUCUUGGGACGAGCAGUAUUUGACAGGAAAGAGCAGAUGAACAAGUAGCCAUUCAGAACAAGACUUCACUUGCCUCAAAUAAACAUGAGACAUUCUUUUUGGUAUUAGUUUCUCUGAGCCAUUAAUUUGUGUUAGAUUUUUGUAUGAUAUGUGCCUUGAUUAAAUUUUUGCCCUUCUGUGUUAAUUUAGAUAAGCCAAGAUGUGAGAGGUGAUGAAAUAUCUUUAAUUAGUCUUAACCUUCUAAACAGUCACAUGGAAAAUAGCUGUUGGAAGUAUUCAUGCAUUGUUUUUAUUGUGCAGGUAGACAAGCUUUAACAGUUGUUACUACUGUAGUUAAGUAAUCAUGUUACAGCAAAAAUAUUUGUGAUUUUUAUGCUCAGAACAUCUCCCUAAUUUGGUAAAAGCUAAAAUAAAUGACAGAUUACAAAGUAUUUUUUUUCCUGCUCCACUCCUCCUCAAGCAGCUUCCUGAUGCAUUUACUGUUAAUUUACUAUGCAUUAUGCUGUUGAAAAAUACUGUUUAAUUCUAUAUCCUUGGACUUUUUUUUUUUUGUCAGAAAGAAUUUAUGGUCAAAAUAGAAUUGUGCCACAGUUACUUAUCCAGAUGACUCUUAUGCAAUAGAUCUCACAAGACCUUUCUUACAUUAGGGUAAACUUCUAUUCGAGGACCAAAUACUUUUAUUGGUACUACCACGCUUCUAGCUAAAAA
Oxyura jamaicensis (ruddy duck) is the source of this 8442-nucleotide messenger RNA. It is a transcript of the gene BTF3L4, whose product is annotated as basic transcription factor 3 like 4. Lineage: Eukaryota; Metazoa; Chordata; Aves; Anseriformes; Anatidae. The transcript has 6 exons. The record is from RefSeq and is a predicted model, not a curated record. The coding region runs from base 162 to 638 and encodes 158 amino acids.